Molecule: messenger RNA, 1934 nt
Organism: Triticum dicoccoides
Lineage: Eukaryota; Viridiplantae; Streptophyta; Magnoliopsida; Poales; Poaceae
Exons: 3
Coding region: 149-1681 (510 amino acids)
Molecular function (GO): zinc ion binding
Source: RefSeq, a predicted model, not a curated record
CACUAGCCUGGCUACUCACUCGGUCUCACUCCACAGUCCACCGCUCAGAGCGAAGAAGGAUCGUCUCUUCCGUAGAAACGUCGCUCCCUCUCCUCCAUAGCUCGCACCUUCCUCUUGCCAAAUCCGGGCGCAAACCCGCCGGAGAUCUAUGGCGGGCCAAAAGAAACCGGCAGACCAGCAGAACAAGAGGCAGCGGGUUUCCGAGAACGCCGAGAGCAGCAACAAGAAGUUCAGCAUCAAGGAGGUAGUUGGUUCGGGGGUCACCGGGACGCGGCCGUUGGCAUCGCCCAGUCCAGUUGCCAAGGCGAAGCCAAUCGCGGUGGUGAAGCCAACGGCCGCUACGGUGGCAGUAACCGGUCCAGUGGCCACCAUGGCACCGGCAUCGGCAGCGCCCAGUCCGCUUGCCAAGGCGAAGCCAACGGCCGCUACGGUGACAGUAACCGGUCCAGUGGCCACCAUGGCACCGGCGGCGCCCAGUCCGGUUGCCUUGAAGACGCCUACGCCGGCGCCGCCCAGUCCAGUGGUCACCAUGGCACCGGCACCAGCAGCGCCCAGUCCAAUGGCCACCAUGGCACCGGCGCAGGUGGCGCCCAGUCCGGUGGCUACGAAGACGCCGCCGCCGGCGGAGCCCAGUGCAGUGGCCACCAUGGCACCGGCACAGGUGGUGCCCAGUCAGGUGGACACGAAGACGCCGGCGCUAGCGGAGCCCAGUGCAGUGUCAACGAAGACGCCGACGCUGGCGGCUACGGCGACGCUGGCCGCCGUGGUGAACCCACCGGCCACGGUGAAGCAUGAGCCGGAAGACGGAGGCGUGCUCGAACUCGAUGAACAAGUAACAGCAGCCAUGGUAGCUGUGGCACCAGCGGAAGAGGAGGCCGUCAUCUUAGAGGUGAAGAAGAAAUGGUUUCACUGCGCCGCGUGCCCUGCUCCCCUCAAGCGUCCCAUAUUCAUGUGCGGGAAUGGACACGUCGUGUGCUGCGCCUGCGGCGGCGGCGGCAAUGGCAAUGGCGACGGCGGAGCGAACAAGCACUGUGAUUUGUGCGGCCGCGCCACCGCCUACACCCACAUCCCCUACAUGGACGGCCUGGUCGACGCCUACCAGGUGCCGUGCCCCUACAGGAAUUUCGGCUGCGCGAGGUCCAUCGCCUACCAUUCGGCCGCGGACCACUCGGCCAAGUGCGCGCACGCGCCCUGCUACUGCUUCGAGUGCGCGUUCCAGGGCUCGCCGGCAAGCCUCUUGCGCCACCUCACGGAGGAGUCCGGCCGGCAUUGUUGGCCCAUGGAGAAGAUCAAGUACGAGACCUGCCGCCCGCUCGUCGUGCCGGCGUCGGAGCACCGCCUUCUGCUAGUGGCGGAGGAGGACGGCCGCGUGUUCCUCCUGGCAGUGGGCGCGGGGAGGGGCGCCGCCGGCGUCCGCCCCGUCAACAUCGUGUGCGUCAGGGGCAAUGUCGAUGCCGACGCGAGGCCGGUGUACACAGGCGUGCUCUGGGUGGAUGGUCCUCCGGCCGGCGCAGGCCACCUCAGGAGCAGCCUCCAGCUGAAAGGCGACGUGGCGAACUGCGGAGUCCCCGGCGAGGUGGACAUGGAGCACGGGCGCCUCCAUGCGCAUGUCAAUCCGGAGAUGCUGCACGGGGAGUCCAAAGAGAUUCAUCUGCGCAUUUGCAUUACCAAGUUCUGGUGAAUUAGCUAGCCCCCGAGUUAAGUUGAACGAAUCACUGCAGACCGUAUUGUCAGUAGUACGUUAGUGGCUGCGUGCUGUUCUAUUUUGGUUUGCUCCGUGUGUGCUGCUAUAACUGUCCAUUCCCAGUGGCUUUAUACAUGAACCAUGGUUAUGGGCCUUCACUAAUUAGCACCCGAUGAUUCGCCCUUGAGUGAAAUGCGUUGAAGAACCUAAUUUUUGAGUAAGACCUGUGAGAGGAUUUGGGGCACACGGA